This is a messenger RNA of Lymnaea stagnalis (great pond snail), 15126 nucleotides long. NCBI's taxonomy places the organism in Eukaryota, Metazoa, Mollusca, Gastropoda, Lymnaeidae. The record is from the annotation of a GenBank genome assembly.
AAAAUUUGGGAGCAGGGCAUUAAAUUAUAGAUAAAUAACAAGAGAGAAAGAGAGAGAGAGAUACAUUUAUUCAUUCAAAGAACCGCAUGUGAUUUCUGAACCGCAAGUUGCAGACCACUGGUCUAUGUAAUGGUAAUUCAUAAGCUAAUCCAAGGACGCGCAAACUGAUCAACCUAUUUCGUGAUAAUAAUAAAUUAUAAAGAUGAGAAUUGAGAGACGGCAAUCUCAAUCCAGGUUAGAGUUAGAGGUAGAGUAGAAUAGAAGGAAGUAAGAGCAAUUUAAUUCCUUUCACCUUAACUCUCUGCAGUCUGACGUUUUUUUCACAUUUCUUAAAAAUCUUAAUGUGAUUUUUUAAAAUAAUUAAUUAACUGAUCUGAAAUAGCUCUGAUCUGAUCAGUUAAAUAUAUUAACUUGUUCAUCUUUGACUCAGCUAUCAUAAGAUAUUUUUUGUAUAUUUUAUUUUCUUAGUUAUAAAAAUAAUUGAAACAUUAUUGGAGAAUUAUUUUUUUUCAUUUUAUGCAAAAAUUUGACCAAAUCUUUACACAGUAUGAAGGAAAAAAAAAUCCUUGUUAUAAAAGAUUUAAAAUUUAUUUAAAUAAAAUACUUCAUCAACUUAUACAAUUCAUAGUCAAACAUGACAAAAAUUCUUUGAACAAUCAAAAAGUUGUCAACAUUUUAGCAAAACCUAUAUUUUGUCUUUUUUUCCUAAAAAAUGCACUAUAAUUUUUCUUUUAAUGAAAAUUAUGUUUUGUAUGUAAUAUAUUUUAAAAAAUGGGUCUCAUAGCUUAUAGAUUUGUAUAUUAAAUAUAUUUCUUAAUAAUUCUUGAGUAAAAGAUGACUAAGUAAAAUUUGAUGAAUAUAUAAAUAACUCAAAACAAGAGUCAAUUUUUUUUUUUUUAAAUUUUAAAUAGCGGUAUUCGCUGAUGUUAAAGUUAAAAAAAAUUAAAAUGUAUCAGUACAAUAAUGCUAAUUUUGAUAUUAAUGUCAAAUACAAUCCAUUCCUCACUAAUGUGAUCUAUUUUUUCCCAUGUACCGGCAUUUUUAUAUAUCUUUGUUAUAAUCCUCACAUAACACAGGCUGAUAAACUACAGUAUUCCUUAAUUAUAUUUAUGGACUCUGAACAAAUAUUAUUUCUUAAAACAGUCUGCAGUUUUAUUAUAAUAAUUAUAUUUGAUAAAUAAGAGCUUGUCCUGGACUUGAUUUCUACAUAAGAUUAGGUAAGAUUUUUCACCACAGAAUAUUCACUCAAUAAAGAACCUGUGGAAAAAAAAAAUUUGAUUGAUUCAUAAAUAAAUUAACACUAAUGGUAUCAGUAAUGGUAUGCUAUCAGUAAGGGAAAAUACCAUUAAUCCUAGUCCAAGUGCCUAAAUUAGUAUAAAAGUAAACCAUUGUACAUAGAAAAUACAUUAUAACAUAUGUUAUAACAAUAUUGUGAGUUUAUUCUUUAUGCAUUUUGCUACCAAGUGAUUAGAUUAAAACUUACCACCACUUGUUUUUAGGGUAAAAUCUUCAAAGAUAUUCAUCCAGUAACUCUGUAACUCAGUAAAAGGGUGGAGUCCAGGCUUAAUAUUUAGGAUCAAUAAGGAAUAAGGGCUUCUUGAUCCAAUAUCUGCAUUUUUGUCUCUCUCUCCUCCUUCCCAAUAGAGUUAGAGAGCUUUUAAUAAAAACAUAAAUGUUUUUUUUUUUAUUCUGCCGACAGUAGUCUCUACUAAUACUAGUGACUAGCGAUAAUGAUAAUUAAAUUUAAACACAUUUCUACUAUGCAAUAUUAGAAAAUUUAGAAGAUUAUUCUUGGCUGUAACAUAUUUUAAAGAAAUAUAUUUAGUUAAUAACUCAGAAGUCCUUAACUUUAAAUUUAUUUAAUUACGCAAGUUCCAAUCGACCGAAAUUUUCCGCUAUUUUUUUAAAAUAUUUAUUUCGCAUAGCGACGCUAUUUAUUUAUUAUAUAAUUAUUGAAACUCAAUAUAAUUCAAAUAGAAUAUAUCAAUGUAAGUAUAAAUGGAUAAUAUAUACUUCAGCCAAUUAAAAUUAUAAAAUUAUCACUUUAUUGUUUUAUUAUUAAUUUUAAAGUCGGGAAAUGAUAAUUAAAAUUAAGCUUACUUGUUUACGAUAGCAUUAGUCGGUACUUUUAUAUGCAAAUCGUGAUAAAUUUCAUGAUUAGAGUCUCCAUUUGGAUACAUUGCUUUAGACAAACAAAUAACUCCUUGAUAAAUCGGGAAAUUAAAAUCAUUUGACAAUAUUCAUACUACUAUUUAAUUUUUUUUGUGAGACUUAUAUUUUUUGUUUUUUUGGAAAUCUGCGAAGCUUUCAAGGGAUACUCCGCGCUGAAUAAGUUUCCAAAAAUAUUUUUUUUAAAUAGUAAUUUCAAAUUUUGUAAUAAUUUUAAUUUUUUUACAAAUUUUUAAACCAAUGAAACAAAUUAUUAAAAUAUAAUAAAUACUUUUUUUCAAUAAAAAAAAAAGUUAAAAAAUAAAUAACCCACCCACAAAAUCUAUGGUACUUAUAUGUACCAUUUCUCUAUAGUCGGACUGCAGAGAGUUAAUGCGAUUUUUAAAAUUUCAGUGUUACAUGCAGAAUUUGUCUCAAAAUUUGAAUGCAACAAAUAGCCCAUAGCAAUUUAAUUCCUUUCACAUUAAUGCGAUUUUUUAAAUUUCAGUGUUACAUGCAGAAUUUGUCUCAAAAUUUGAAUACAACAAAUAGCCCAAAUGGGCUAUAUGUUUUAUCACAAUAUCUUUAUUUUAAAACUAUUGUCCCAUUACUUUUAUUUUGGUAAAAGUGCAGUUCAGGUGCGUAUAUUAUUUCUGUUUGAAUCUCUUAUUUUCCCGUGUAAACUUAUGUUAAUUCUUUAUAUAAAAAGUAUUUUAAAAGUUAUAUACCAUCUUUUUAUUGGAAUACAACAACAAUUUAACAAUUUAACAAAUUUUACGAGAUAAAAAAAGUACAUUUUUAUGAAUCUUUCGUGUUUUACGGAGCCAUUGUGGUAAAUCUGUCUGGGGCUGCAUUCAGAAAAAAACAUCUGCUACGUCCUUUUAGUUCACAUUGUUAUUAAAGGAAAUGUCAACAACAAAACAACAACACUAUAGUAAAAAUAAUAAUAAUUAAUUUGUCUCCUAUUAAAAACAAGUAAAAUAACUUAUGUAAACCUUUCAUUUUUCCCGUUUUCCGAUGGCACCCGGAAGGCACAUGAUGGGAUCCCAAACCCGAUGUGAUUCCGAUAGAAUCCUGGUCAAGGUGGGAUCCCGAUCCCGGUAAGAUACCGAUCCCAGUGAGAUCCGUUUCCGGUGUUAUCCCAAACUUAAUGAGAUCCCAAUCCGGUGGGAUCCCGUUUCGGUGAGAUUCUGAUCCCGAUAGGAUUUUGAUUCUAGUGAGAUCCUGAUCCCGGUGGGAUCCUGAUCCAGUGGGUUACCGAUCCUGGCGGGAUACCGGUUACGGUGAGAUCCCGUUUCGGGUGAGAUCCCGUUUCGGGUGAUAUGCAGAUCCCGGUAAUUAUGGGGAGCUCACAUACUUGACAUACGAACCCAGCUUACAAGCCACAUUGCAAUUGUUACGAGCGCCUUAGGAGAAAUUCCAGUUGUAUUAACGUUAUUUGUUGCCCCACAAGGUGCGCAUAUAAACCAAAUGCUGCACCAUUAAAAAUGCCUGUUGCAUGAACAAUUUUAGUUAUUGUUUCUUGGUCGUCCUGCCAUUUUAAACAAAAUGAUCCUACAACCAGCAAUACCGCAAAGCCAAAACGAGUCAGUCUUAUAAUAUAAUAAAAUAAUCACUAGCCCUCACUUUACUCAGCGCAAAUCAGUCACCAGUAAUAAGCGCAUUUGCAUACGAAAAAAGAGGAGGGGUGCUCAAAUUAGAGCUGACCAAUCACGGACAGCGUAUUAGCAGCCUUCAGGGUGAUCAGCUUCACACCAGGUCCAGGACAAUGAUGACGUGGGUGUCCACUGCUUAGUCAGUGAUCCACUUCUAAUCUCCCCCACCCCCCCUCCCCCAACCCGACUUCAAAGGACAACCCCUAUAUUCCGAGCUCUCUGAGAGGGAAAAAAAAGAAAGGGGGGGGGAGGGGGGCUUGUGCAUAAUGAAAAAUCUAGUAUUUCAUUCUUUUUUGUGAACAUGCUUAGUUUGAAAAUUUCGUUUAGCAUACUAACUUAUAGGUGGCUAAAAAUCUGGCAUAGCGUAAAAAGAAAAAUACAAACAAAUGGGGGCUGUGUCACUUUGGUUGGGGGAUGUUUAAAGACUCUUUAGAAGUAAAAUAAAAAGAAAAGAUGCGAUUAAUAAUUCAGAAUUAGUUAACUAUAACUGCCUGUAUUAAAUUAUUAAAGAAUACACGUAAGUUUAAAUUUUAAAAUACGAAAAGCGCUAAGAAAUAAUAAACGCACCUGAACUGCACUUUUACCUUAAUUUUAAUAUUAUCGAGUAUUCAAAUUAAGAUUGUUGUGACCCAGCUGGAGAUGAAAAAUAAACUUUUUUGGGGUAUAAUUUAAGUGUUAAAUAGAUUUUCACAAAUUAAUCGUAACCUUUUGAAAACAUUCUUUAAUUGUGUACUGUUAAAAACAAAUUAAUUAAUUUUCAAGAGUGUCUUUUAGGAACAUUUCUCUUAACUUAACUGAAUGUAGAUUGAUGACUGUAUAAUAGUAUUAGCAUUUAAAUUGAUGUCACUGUAUGUAGAUGGAUAUGCAUGGCUAAAUUUUCAUUUUAUUUUUCUCUUCUCUGUUUUCAAAAGGUCAGCAAGUCAUGUCCCACAAAAAAGGAGUUAAUAUUUGUGCUAAGAGUGCUUUACACCUGCUUUAUAAAUAAUUUGUUUAUGACUGAGCAUUUCUUAAAUUACAGAAUAAAUCUUAAAGAGCAAGUUAUAUUGACAAAGAAUAAGACACAGCAAAUAAAAAAAAAUGACUGCUAUUCCAGAUCAGGUAAUAAAUCUUUGGUCACAAAAUUUUAAAAAAAAACAAACUUUUUUUCUUCAUGUUAUUCUUCAUGUGAUAAAUUAUAAAAUUAUGACUUAAAAGUGCAAGUGUUCAAAAUGGUUUUAAAAAUACAUAUGGUGCAAUUGCUAUAAUUUUACUUUAUAGACAUAUCUGGUACUAUUUCCUUUUUUUUAAUUCUCUAUUCACAAAUAUACCAAUGCUUAGCUUUCUUUUCACAGGAAUUGGACUACCACUACUCUCCACGGAGAUGGUCCCACAGAAUGGCUCCAGAGGAGGUUAUUGCAGCCCAUACAGAAGCUUUAGCUCAAGGUUUGUGUCAUAAACUUUAGGCAUACAGCCAGUCAAAAAUCUUAAAGUGCAUGAGUUGAUAAAAAACUUUUGGAAACCUGAUACUUUAAUGUACUUUUAAAACGAAUAAGAAAUAAAUUUGCUGAAGAUUUGUUGGAAAUUCAAAAGUAAGGAGUUAAUUUGAUUAAUAAGAGAGUAACAGUAACAUAGUAUUAAAAUACAAAUAGGCCCAACAUCAUUUAAGAUGUUAUCAAAUUAGCUUGUCAUUGUCAGUGUUCUCUUUUAAAAAAAUUCCAGGUAGCAGAAACUCACUUUGGACACUUGAUUGUGAAACCGAAAUAAGUUACGGAGACUCAGAGAAACAGAAGUUUGAUAUCUUCAAUAAGAAAAAUGCUUCAAAGAAUGGUUUGAUUUCACUUCAUUUAAUUCUGAUUCUCACCUGUUUAAAUAUAUCACCACACUUAGUCUUGUAUGUCACCAGCAUCUGCCAAUACCCAUCCGCCCAUAUAAGCCAGAUUCUCACCCCUGAAUAUAUCACCUCAUUUAGUCUUGUAUGUCACCAGGAACUGUCAAUACCCUUCUGGCAAAUAAAUCGCAAACACUGUGACUGUGUUUUUAAAAAAAACCCACAAAAACACUUUGUUUGAAGGUAACACAACAAAGACCCAACAAAAAAUUCUGCUAUGUUUUAUUUUUUGGAUUGAUAUCCAAUUAUGUUCAAUUGGAUUUUUUAAAACUUUUGAUAAAAAUAAAAUGUAAAAAAAUAUAAAUUAAGUUUUUUUUUUGUGGUAUUUAAUUUUAUAGGCUAUAAAAUGUAGAAGGAACAAAAAUUAUACCUCCCUUUUUAAAAAAUGAAAUAUACUUAUUGAAUAUUCAUACCACAUUUUUCCUUUAGCUCAAAUUGUCCCUUUUCUUAGAAUGUCUUACUUUAAUUUUGAUUGGUUUUCUAAUUCUGUGCAUACAUGCCAACCUUGGGAUCAAAGUACAAUAAUUCCUACAAAAAACUGUACAAUUAGCAUGAAAAACUGUCAGAAAAAAAUGAAAACUUGAAACAUAAUAAAUAAUUUAUAACCUUUUUGAUCAUUUUUUAUCUGUUUUGAAUGCAAUUUGUAAAAAUGGACUCAGGUGAUGAAAUUUAUAGAAAUUUAGAUCCUAUUAGACAUAAUUUUUCAUUUAAUUAUGCUAGCUAUAGUUUACAGAUUCCUGUUUAAAUUAACCUAGUAAUAUAUCAUCACAUAGUGUUGACAAAGCUACCGAGUUCAGUUUACAGUCAACAUUUGAACUAAUUUUUCACCAUAGGAUACUUGAGGAAAAUUUCCUGAGGGUAUAGGAUUUAAAAAAAAAAACUCAAUGGGCUAUGUUGAUAGAAUAUUAUGCCAUUAGGAAGUUUCCAGUUGGAAUAGAAAAAAGAUACAAAAAGAAUACAAAACAAUAAUAAUAUAUGUAGAAUUCUCACUGAUUUCUGCUUUAAAUAACAUAUACAAUAAAGGAGAACAGCCUUAUUAAAAGCAGAUAAUACAGUUUUACGCUGUCUUAGUACCGGUAUUAAGGAAUGACAUUAGUGAGACCGCGCUCAGUUUCUAAAUUUAGAUGGCCAGUGAGAUUUAAACUUCCUGUUGUCAAACAUUGAAUUUAUUGCACCGCCAGUUUUGAACGUGUGUCUUGCGGAAAAAUUAUUUAUUUUCUAAAUCCAAUGAAAAACCGCACAAGAAUCUCUCAAGCCGUCCAACUUGGCAAACAUUUGCAUAUAUGGCAUCCUAAGAAAAUUAUGUGUGAACCGUACAGGUUUGCUUGUGCGAUUCCUUGUUAAUUUCAUGAUGUAAUUUCAACUUAUUUCAGGAGCUCCCAUAUUUGCAUAUAUCCAUGGUGGAUACUGGCAAGUUAAAGAAGUAAGGUAAAUGAAAACUCACCCUUUCAGAAAUCUCUUCAUUCUCAUAUACAUCCUCUCAGUCUACCAGUCAUCCUCUUGUAUAUCAUUCACCAUCUCAGUUUAUCAUUCUCUCUCUCAGUUUAUCAUUCACUCUUUAUUAUUAUCACAAUGCUAUUCAGGCUUUGUAACUUUUUAAAACCACUUUCGUGAAGUGGAGAUUUAGACUUAAAAAUCAUCACUAUAUUUCUCAAGCAUUCAAAGGAUAUUUAAAAAAAAAAUAGCAAUGCUUUUUUUUCCUUUUAUAUUUCUGCUCCUAGUCGGGAAAUUUCCAGUUUUAUGGCAGUGCCUCUGUGUAAUGCUGGCGCCAGUGUCAUUAGCAUAGGUUAUGACCUAGCUCCUGAUGGUAAAUAUUGUGCAAAUUUAAAGAAUGGCUGUGUGGUCAGUUAUUAUUGGUCUAAAUGUGACCCAUUAAAAUCCUGGAGGCAUAACUUAUAUUUUACAUUAUAUUAAUUUUUUUAAUGAUUUAAUCUCAAAUAUUAAAGUUCUUGAUUUUAUAACUUCUAUAAGAAAGAAAAUACAAAUACAAAAAAAAUAAAAAAAUUAAAGGAAUGAGCCGGGGAAAAGUCACUGAAUAAGCUGAGAAUGAAAGCCAGUCUGACAUGCCAGGAAAUACACCAGAUUUAUUUAUAACAAAUCAAAUUAUACAUUAUACGGGGUGCAAAGAGAAAUGACCAUUAAAUUGAGAAUUAUUUUCCUCGUGGUCACAUGCGGCAAUCAUUUGGUAAUAUUAUGGUUAGAUGGCAGUGUUCUUUUAUGAUGUGAUGGCAGGGUUGAUUUCAAAGUUGAUGUAAAUUUUUAAAAAUAAACUUGUAUAAUCCUCCAGUAUCAUUAAACACGAUAGUGCUCCAAAUAAAACGAGCUCUUUGUCUUAUCAUCAAGAUAGCUAAGGAAAGACAGAGCAGGUAAAGUUGAGAAGCCUUUUUCUUUUUAAACUAACUUUCUUUUUGCAUUUUAACUAAGUUGAAAAAACUGAACAGUAAAUAAUCUAAAUGAAACAAUAAUCGAUUUGCAAAUUUGGUCUGAAAUUAAACACAAAACAUUUUAUUUGAAUGCAUCAAUUUAAUUAGGGAUCUUGUUAUUCACUUCUCAUUUUGUAACCAAAGUCUUCUAUUUCAAUACUAUUUUUUGGCCUUGUUCUGGAGGUAUUUAUUUUCUUGUUGCUUACUAUUCUCAUAUAAACAUUUAAAAAAAUACAUUUAAUGGAAUUGCCUUCAAAUAAAUUUUUGUGACGGAUUAAGUCUUCUCCAUUGUGUUUUUAUUCUUAAUCCAUUUGAAAUUCAUUUUUACGGAAGUUCAUUUAUUACUAAUCAAGAACCAGCUUAACGUAAAAAGAUUUUUGACCAGUCCAGAGUCUUGAUCUAUGUUUGUUAAUAACCUAGACCGCCUAUAUAGAAUGGAUGCCUUUAUUUACAGUGGUAUCUACUUGUCUGGGCACUCUGCUGGAGCACACAUGGCAGCCAUGAUGUUAAUGGCAGACCUUGAUGGUUUUGAUAGGGAUCUGAUCAAAGGUGAGACUUCACAAGAAUUCUGGGCAGGGAAUAGUCUGGCUACCUCAUUGGUGGCUUAGGAGACAUGCAGUUGGAUGAACACAGACAUUUUCUGAUGCUGUGGGCACAAUAAUAAGAUGAAAAAAUCAUGAAUGUAAAUUUGUAUGCAGACUUAGUGUCAAGUGCUUGAAAAAAUUAAGUUAGGCUUUGAUUUUGAUGAUAUUUAUGAUAUUUAACACAAUUUCAGCAGAAGGAUAGUUGCUGACUGAUGUCUAAAUAAUAAUAUGUUGUACUUUGUUACAGGUGCUGUUCUCAUUAGCGGCGUGUAUGAUUUGAGGCCCUUAGUUAAAACAUCAAUAAAUGAGCCAUUAGGGUUAACAGAGUAAGUUUAAGUUUGACUCAAUGUGUUUUAGUGCAAUUUUAAGCUUUGUAAGAUUUUUUGCUGUCUGUAUUAGAAGUUAUAUGAACGUAGUACUAAAACUUUUUUUUGAAUAAAGUGAAAGAAAUUAUUUUGAACGUAACUUAGUACUGGUAAUUGUAAAAAGAAAAUAUUUUUUUAACUUUCUCACUCCCCCCCUUUUUUUUUCUCUUCUAAAUUUAAAAAAUGAUGUUACGCACUGCUAUCUGUAGGGAGAAAUUAAUCUCCUAUUUACAUGUGUGGCUUGAUCCAAAAUAGUGCAUAACAAAAGACAAUACCAAAAGAUAAAAACAAUAACAGAGAAAUACGAUACUCGGAGCAGGGCUAAUUACAAUUAAUAAGUUUUAUUAAGCUAUAAAUAAAGUACAAAAGUCAAAAAGAAAUAUAAUUGAAAACUAUUAACUUACAGUAUAUUGUGUGGCUGGUAACAGUACAAUGUCCGAAUAAAACACAUUGUGCAAAAAGGUACAAAUAAUGAAUGGAAUGGCUAUUAUAAACAAAGCACACACAUUUUCUAAAAUAACUCGCACACUGUCUGCACCUCGCGCAUUGCAGUCUGUUGUGUCAUUCAACCACUCGCCGUAUUGAUAGUCUAUUCCAUGGGAAAUAACAGACAUAUUACACAUUAUAUUAGUGACUCAAUAUUCGACAAUUUUAUAUCAAAUUCGAGUCAACAGACGAUAGAUCAAAGGGAGUAAGCCACGCCCUGUACUAACGCAGGCUAAUUUAGGUCAGCUUAAGGCCAUUCACCAGGAAAUGAUUAAAUAAGAGUAUAAUAUAGAACACCUAUAUAUAACAAUGAAAAUGAUAAUUUUGUUCAUGAUUAUUUUAUGAAUAAACUAAAUUUCCCUCAUCUUAAGUGAUGUUUUAUGAACAGGGUUGAUGCUUGGCGGUUAAGUCCUCAUCAGUUUGUGCAAGAGAUCGCACAUCAAUCUCAAGACCGUCACAUUGUUGUUGCUGUGGCUGAAUAUGAUCCUCCAGAGUUUAGACGCCAGAGUGGAGAAAUGGAGAUGGUAGGACAAGCAUCUUACUUGAUAGAGUAAAAGAGUUGGAGGAAAAAAAUAAUUUAAAAAAUUAUCUAUUAACUCUUUACAUUCCUUGAAUUUCAAAUUUUUUUCAUGAGAUUUCUAGUGACCCUACAAAAUAGUCAAUAACUUUCAGAAUACAUGUCUGAAAAUCAUGAUGUUAUAUUAAAUUUGUGUGGAAAUGCAUGAGGCUUCUAUAAAUGUUUCUUUCUAAACUUAGAUGAAUUAGACACACAAACAUUUUUGAAAAUAAAAAACACUAAGUUCAGCUUUAAUUAUGAUCAUACAGAAUACAAAUAUAAACGUUUCAGCAAAUGCCUUCAUCAGUACAAAAAAAAUAGCAAAAAAUUCAUAUAAUUAUAAAUUAUGUUUACAUAAUAUAUUAUAUACAUGUAUCCUACCUAAAUUAUCUUCCUCAGAAUCACUUUAUUACGGUUCUCAGUUACCUUCCUCAGAAGAUUCAGAUAGAAAUUGAGUGAUAUAUUCACCAGUAAUGUUCAUUUUAAUAGCGAUUGCACUGUGAUGAGGAUUAGCGCUUGACAAAAAUGUUCCUAAGAUGGUGAUUCUCGCUUUGGCCUGUCGCGUGUAUCUUGAACUCCCAAACCUUUUAGAAGCAUUAAAAUGUUUUUAACUAUUUUUUAAUAUAUUAUUUAUCUGUAUGAUGAAAUAAACAUAGAAUAAUUAAAAUAAUAAAAAAGGCAACAUUUUAUGAGUGAAAACAACCCAAGCACCAUAUAUAAUGUUGUGUUCUCUAUGUAAGGGGAAUGAAAAGAGUUAACUGACGUAUUUAUUAAGUUUUCAAAAAUAUAUUUUAGUGAUAGAUUAAAUAACUGAUUGAUACACAGCUACGUAACACAUGAUCAUGACCGCUAGUAAUUUUAAUUUUAUUUAUCAUUUGUUUUUUAUGUAAAACAUUAUCAACAUUACCAUUCUCAUUUAUUAAUGAGUUUCUAUGAGUAAUGUAAAUUAAAUCUCUUCACCUUUCAGGCGCUGAGAAAAUUUGGAGUGAAAACCAGCUAUUUGGAUGUACCUGAUACAGACCACUUCAAUCUUGUUGAUAAGCUUACGGAACCUAAUUUUGUACUCACCAAGGUAAAGGUCACUCCUAUUCCUAUCCCAUGUUGUUAUAUCUCUGAAAAAAUGUGAAUAAAAAGGGAUGUUAGGAAAACUAACUUUGACCAUUUAUUUAAACAUUGUAGGGGGUCAACAUGUGAAUUAAAGCUCCAAGUAAGUUGUAUAUAAUAUAUAUGUAUAUGUGUGUGUGUGUCAUUUUACAGGCACUUAUAUAGACUGACUUAGUUUUACUUUGGAAAUAGAAGAACAGGGGUACAUCAGCGGUUCUCAACCUGUAUGUCUUUCUCUUUCCCUGUCGCUCUAUCUCUGUUAGUUUGUAUUUCUCUCUCCUUGUUGCUCUAACUCUGUGUCUGACUCCCCUGAACUCUCUAUCUUCAAGUGUCUGUCUUGCUAUAUCUGUCUGUUACUCUUUACUAAAUUUACUCUUAAGUUCAUUCAUACAGUUACAGCUACUGCUAGAGAAAAUAAACUAGUUACUAAUUUUGGGCCAAAAUUGUAAGAAGCACAGCAGUGACAUCAGAAACUUAGAAACUAUGAUUUUAAAUCUGAUUUUCAUGUUAAAUAUAUUUUUUAAUGAUAGUUACAGACAUGAACCAUAUUCUUAUAACUUAUAGUUUAAACAAAAAGGAUAUGCCUAAAGGGUCAUUCGUAAAUUAUGUAAUAUGUCACGCUGAAAAUGACCUUUUUAGACACCACCUCCAACGUGUCACGAAAUGUAAAAAAUUCUCCCCCCCCCCCCCCUCGUGUCACGUCACCUAAAAAAUUCAAAACAUACAUAAAAUUUUCAUAACUAAACUAAGAUUAUAUAUUAUUCUUUAACAUUUUCCCAUAAUGCAGCAGUUCUAAACCUGUUGGCCGCGACCCCUUUAUGGGUCGAAUGACCUUUUCAAAGGGGUCGCCAAAGACAAUCGGAAAACGCAUAGCCUCUACAGUUAUGAGGUACCAACGAAAAUAAUUUUAUGAAUUGGGGUCGCCACGACAUGAGGAAAUGCAUUAAAGGGUCGCGGCAGUAGGAAAGUUGAGAACCAAUGUCAUAAUGGAUUAAGAUGUAGUAUUAUUAGAAAACAGAGUUUAAUGGUACCUAUAAUACCUGAGUCAAUUUCGACCUCAAAUUAUCGUUUUAAAAAUUAAUUAAAGUAAGAUUUCUUUUCAGAAUUUGAAAAUUUUAGAGGUAAAAAAAAAAGUGCCAUCACAAUUUUUUGACACCCCCUCCCCUUCCCCCUCUCACAAAGUGUCGCAUAUUCUCGAUCCACCCCUCUCAGAGCGUGACUUAAUUUGCCAACCACCCCUAUAAUGUGAACAUUUACUUAUAAAAACUUAUAAUGAUCAAACCUUGAUAGACUACUACAAGGGAAAAAAACGGCAGAGUCCAUUUUGACUCCACUCUCUACAAUAAUGAAAUAAAUCAUGUUACAUUCAAGACUAAAUUACUUCAUCUAUUUAAUAACUCAGGAAAAUGGACACUCUUGUGAAAUGCAUUUUAAAAAUUCUCUUCAUAUAUAUAUAUAUAUAUAUAUAUAUAUGUAAUAUAUAUAUGUAAUCUUCAUGAAUAUAUAAGUAAUUUUACAAACACAUAUAUAGACUUACUUCGUUUUACUUUGGAAAUAGAAGAACAGGGUAUGUGAAAGCUUGAAAUAUAAAGACAGGAAAAUAAAAGAAGAAAAAUAUAUAUAAUAACUCAGUAAAAUAGACACUCUUGUGAAAUACAUUUUAAAAAUUCUCUUCAUAUAUAUAUAUAUAUAUAUAUAUAUAUAUGUAAUAUAUAUAUGUAAUCUUCAUGAAUAUAUAAGUAAUUUUACAAACACCUAUAUAGACUUACUUCGUUUUACUUUGGAAAUAGAAGAACAGGGUAUGUGAAAGCUUGAAAUAUAAAGACAGGAAAAUAAAAGAAGAAAGUUUUGACUAAGGACCUUCCUCAACAGACAGGACAAAUGAAAAGAUAGCAAGAAAUAGAAAGUACCCACCAAAAAAAAACAACUUAAGUGUUCACCAUAUUCAUGAUAUUGCUAGAAGUUUUGUUUUUCCAAACCAACGUUUCAGGAAGUAAAAAGAAUUUAAGCACUAUUGCUGUAAAAAAUAAUAUUUUAACGGACAGACAUAUUUGUUGAUAUGUCAAAUAUUUGUAUUAUUUAAAGUGGUCUUAUAAAGCGCUGUACCCCAGCCUAGGGCAAGGCUCACAGCACUUCACAUAAAGAUUAGCAGAAAGAAAAAAAAAAAAAGAAACAUGAAAUUAAAAAACAGUUACAUAAAAUUAUUCAUUUAAAAACGGCUAUGUAAAAAUAUUGACCUCACCCACCCAAAUGCUAUUUACUCCUUCAAGCCAUGGACGGCACCCAGCAGCAUCGAGCGUUGUUUAUCGGUCAGAGGGGGGUGAGAAUAAGUCAGAAUGGUAAUAAUAGAAAAUAUAAGAAACAAGAAAAAAGAAAUACAGGAAAUGGAGGAUCACUAGUAAUAUGAUAAUAUUUUGCAGAAAAGCUGAAUUAAUUUUUUCCCUAUCUAACUCUCACUGGUGAGUUAGUGCAGGAAAUCAGUGCAGUGAUGGAAACAUACCUUGUUCUACCAUUUCUUUCUGCUUGAAUGCAGAUCUUGAUUUAUUAUAGUUUUAUUUACAAUGUUUCUAAUCAUUAUGAUUAAAGAAACCUGCUGUCAGUAUACAUAUAGGGGAAAGCUUUAUUCAAGUCAUACCCAGUAAACUUAAAUGGAAAGUUGUUUGCUAAGGGUCUGUUUCAGUUGACAUCAGAUGUAGGCCUGCAGAUUACCUGGAUCUUUGAGCAACAGCAAUGACUAAUAAUACAGUAGCAAGUGAAUUAGAGAAAAAUGGAACAAGCUCCCGUGCACACUAAUGAAUUUUUUUUUUUUUUGCUCCUAAUUUUAAAAAGACCCACAAAUACUCCAUCUCAUUAGUACUUGUGGACACAGAUAGUUGCUAGUACUUGUGGAUCUAGAUAGUUGCUAGUACUUGUGGAAAAAGAUAGUUGCUAGUACUUGUGGAUGUAGAUAGUUGCUAGUACUUGUGGAAAUAUAUAGUUGUGCCUUUUUUAAUAAUAUUUAUUAUUUUCUCAUCAAAUGAUUCAAAUUUCAGGAAUGUAUUCGACUCAUGGGGUUAUGAUGUGACAGCCAACACAAUCUCUCUAUGAUGUGAUAGACAACACCAUCUCUUUAUAAUGUUACAGACAACACCUUUUCUUUAUUAUGUGACAGCCAUCACCAUCUCUUUAUGAUGUGACAGCCAACACCAUUACUUUAUGCUGUGACCGACAACAACAUCUCUUUAUGAUGUAACAGCCAAAGUCAUCUCUUUAUGAUGUGAGAGCCAAUGCAAUUUAUUUAUUAUUUGACAGACAACACCAUCUUUUUAUGAUGUGACAGCCAACACCAUUUUUUUAUGAUGUGACAUACAACAUAAUCUCUUUAUGAUGGGACAGCCAACACCAUCUCUUUGUGAUUUGAGAGACAACACCAUCUCUCUAUGAUGUGACAGCCAACACCAUCUCUCUAUCUUUCUCUCUCUGCUGCACAGUAAAAACGAUGUUACGGUGUAUUGUUCUUUCUCAAAAAGUUAAUGCAUCCUGUAAAUGUUUUGCAUAUUUUAACCUUGUUAUGCCCAAAACUUAUGUAAUUAUAAUAGGAUGACUUAAACCUGAAAUGAACCAUUAUAUAAUGAUGAGACUAUAUUUGACUUUGUUGGGCUUGCUGUGAUACUUGUUGCCACCAGAGAACAUGCAGCAUUCCUCUCACAUUGCCAUAACAAUUUCUUUUUGUUAUGCAUUAUAAAGUUAGUGGAACCAGAUGUUAUUUUUAUUUCAUAACAGAAACUUGAUUACUGCUGAUGUAAAGUUAUACCUGCAGGGUUAUAGUGGACUGCUUUCUUGUUACCAGCUCUAUACCUGCAGGGUUAUAUUGGACUGCUUUCUUGUUACCAUCUCUAUACCUGCAGGGUUAUAGUGUACUGCUUUCUUGUUACCAUCUCUAUACCUGCAGGGUUAUA